Molecule: messenger RNA, 553 nt
Organism: Sus scrofa (pig)
Lineage: Eukaryota; Metazoa; Chordata; Mammalia; Artiodactyla; Suidae
Product: P antigen family member 4
Source: RefSeq, a predicted model, not a curated record
GGGCCUUCCCAUCAGCAGUUGGCUUGUGCGGUGCAACAAGGUCUGGGGUGCCGAGCUGUGCGGGUUGCCUCUUAGCGUCUUAGCGUCUGGGUUCUUUCUAUCUGGCAGAGGUUCUCCAGUGUGAAUUAUGAGUGCUCGGGUAAGAUCAAGAUCUAGAGGAAGAGGAGAUGGUCAGGAGUCUUCUGAUUCGGUUGAACCUGUGGUUACCCCGAAAUUAAGUGGCAAGAAGUCUCAACAAAAGGAACCACCAACUGAGAAUCUGGAUAUAAAACCUGGACAAGAGAAAGGAGGAACAUCUGAGGUUCAAGCAGAACCUAAAUUGGAAGGUGCAAGCCAGGAAACGGGUCUGGAAAAGACUGGGGGUGAGCGUGGAGAUGGCCCUGAUGUGAAAGGGAAGAUUCCACCUAAUCUAAUGCCUGCGAAAAAUCUGGAAGCAGGUGAUGGCCAGUCAUAAGUUAAAAAGAAUACAAGCUGAAGCCAUACAUGCUGUUGUUAUAUUGAUAAUUUGGCUUGUUAAAUCCUCUCAAUAAAGUUCUCAGUUUCUGAGAAGAAA